Rhizophagus irregularis DAOM 181602=DAOM 197198 is the source of this 1614-nucleotide messenger RNA. RefSeq lists its product as uncharacterized. The record is from RefSeq and is a predicted model, not a curated record. Gene Ontology annotation, biological process: amino acid transmembrane transport; proline transport. Gene Ontology annotation, cellular component: fungal-type vacuole membrane. NCBI's taxonomy places the organism in Eukaryota, Fungi, Glomeromycota, Glomeromycetes, Glomerales, Glomeraceae. Gene Ontology annotation, molecular function: L-glutamine transmembrane transporter activity.
AAAAAUUAUUUUUUUUAAUGUCCGUAAAAUCACAGAUGGCAACAUAUCUUCAAGGACGAAGACAAGUCGAACCUAAUGAUGGAGAUAAUAGUCGAAGGGAAUAUGGAAAUAAUGUUACACUACCCGCUACGGGUAUUACUGACGAUGCAAGUGAAAGAACUCCUUUGAUUUCCCAUCCUGUUACUAUUGUAGAAGAUUUUGGAAAAUCUACUGUCAAACAAACUGUUUUUAAUUCUGUGAAUGCAUUGAUGGGAAUUGCUAUCUUGUCACUUCCGUUUGCGUUCAAAUAUGCAGGAUGGCUUUUUGGAGUUUCAAUAUUUUUAUUUUGCUUAAUUCAAACGAAUUAUACAGCAAAACUUAUUAAAAAGUGUCUGGAUACCGAUUCUGGGUGUCUUACCUACGCAGAUCUUGCAUAUUUGGCUUUCGGCAAAAAAGGAAGAUUGAUCAUGGGAGGCCUUUUCUUGUUGGAUUUGUUUAACGCAACUGUCGCUUUAAUGAUUCUUACUGGAGAUUCACUCCAAACUCUAUUUCCAAAUGUCGAUCUUGUGCGAUUGAAACUCAUUGCGUUUUUUAUAAUAACACCUACCACGUGGAUGCCUAUCCAUUUUUUGUCACACGUCUCAAUAUUCGGAAUAGCUGCUACAAUAUCAUUGGCAGUUGUUAUUCUGAUUGAUGGUUUUACUAAAUUUGACCCUCCAGGAAGUCUUCUUAAUCCAAUGGAAACACAUUUUCUUCCACCAAAUUGGAUGGUCUUGCCUUUAGCUUUUGGUCUUAUCAAUGCUGGGUUCACAGGCCACGCCGUUUUUCCUUCACUCUAUCGUGAUAUGGCAAAACCUGAAUCAUAUAAUUCUAUGGUCAACUACAGUUAUUUAAUUGCAAGCACUAUUUACAUUACUGUUGCAGCGAGCGGUUAUCUUAUGUUUGGAUCGGGAACAAUGGAAGAGAUCACAAUAAAUAUAAUGUCGACUCGUGGAUUUAACGUUCUUUUAAAUUCUAUUGUAAUUUGGAUGAUUGUUAUAAAUCCAUUAUCUAAAUAUCCUCUCAUGUUAACGCCCAUCAACAUUAGUAUUGAAGUCGUAUUUUUCAAGAUGGUUUCGAUUGGAUCAAAAUUUUCAAGAAAUGUUUAUACUAUAAUUUCCAGGACAUUUGUGAGUUUCUUAAUUUUAUAUACUUCAAUAAUAUUUCCAGAGUUUGAUCGUGCGAUGUCACUACUUGGAGCAUUCUUUUCUUUUCUAAUAUCAGCAAUAUUCCCAAUAUUAUGUUAUCUAAAAUUAUUUGGGCAUCAAUUAUCAAAUAAGACACUUGCAUUAAAUAUAAUGUUUUUAGUGAUAAGUACAAUAAUGGCAAUAAUUGGAACUAUUUGGACAUUUUUCCCUCGCGAAUGGCUGGAUGAUAAAGUUGAGUCCCACAUGAUUUAGAAUAUUAAUUUUUAUUUGAACAUUUUUCUUGAGCAAAUGGCUGGGCAAGUUUUUAUAUCUACUUAUGUGAAAAAAAAUUCCAAAAAAUCAUGACUGGGCAAGUUUUUUAUAUGUAAAAAAUUUUCAAAAAAUGUAUAUAAUUAUAGAAUUUGAAAAUUUUUGAUCAAAAAGCUAAAUAAAGCAAGGACAUUAAUUU